Metarhizium album ARSEF 1941 is the source of this 813-nucleotide messenger RNA. RefSeq lists its product as uncharacterized. The transcript has 2 exons. Gene Ontology annotation, cellular component: RNA polymerase III complex. Gene Ontology annotation, biological process: transcription by RNA polymerase III. Bases 1 to 813 code for a protein of 270 amino acids. The record is from RefSeq and is a predicted model, not a curated record. NCBI's taxonomy places the organism in Eukaryota, Fungi, Ascomycota, Sordariomycetes, Hypocreales, Clavicipitaceae.
AUGUCGAGAGGCGGGCGAGGCGGCGGGCGUGGUGGUAGAGGAGGAGCGAGAGGCGGACGUCCAAAUGUGCCUUGGGAUACUGGCGACGAGCCUGAUGCGAGGCCAUCAGAACUGUUCCCGCCCUACACUGUCCCCACGCCACGAGAUUUAACGACGGCCGAAGCCAGUGCGGUCCAGCACUUCCUGCUUCUGCGACACCAAAUACACGCAUCACCUCUCUACACCUCAAAGCGGACAUCCCUCCACGAUCCGACCACACCAAGGAAGAUGUAUGGCCAAGCACAGAUGAACGCUCGGUACGGCGUGAAAAACAAGGCCUCGGUUGACCCUUUCACUGCCAUGCCGACCUACUCACAGAAGUUUGUUCGCGAGGACCGCGCCUUGCCGGACUGGUCCGCCCGCCCCGUGUGCCGCGAAAUGUUCCCCGCAGAGUUACUAGACACCGUCGAGCCCCAAGACGGCGUGGGCGUGCGCAAAAAGAGGCGACUAGAACUCAGCAAAGUCAGCGCCUUGCCCAACGCCGAAGAGGCGUUCGGAAUGCCGUCAUUGGAUGGCGACAUUGACGGUGACGGAGAAGGAGGCGCUGCUCCCAGUGCGGGCAAGAACAUCUUGGAGAAACUCGACGCUAUGCGGGAGGACGAAGCUGAUGAGGGGUUGGAUGUAGAAGACGACGAGGGACUGGAAGAAGAGGAUGAAGAUGAAGUCUACGAUGAUGAGGAUGCUGGUGACUAUGAUGCCGAGCAUUAUUUUGACAACGGCGAUGAGAUGGGCGAUGACUAUGGUGACGGAGAUGAUGGCGAGGGGACAUACUAA